This is a messenger RNA of Aricia agestis (brown argus), 534 nucleotides long. RefSeq lists its product as uncharacterized. The transcript is spliced from 2 exons. The record is from RefSeq and is a predicted model, not a curated record. Lineage: Eukaryota; Metazoa; Arthropoda; Insecta; Lepidoptera; Lycaenidae. Bases 19 to 534 code for a protein of 171 amino acids.
GCGCGAGCACUCGCGACGAUGCGCGGCGACCGCGCCACUCGCGACACGCGACACAACAAGGACUUCGAUAACUUAAAGUCGUCACUGAAAAAGGGGAGCAAGAGCAAGAAGCACCGGGUGGUGUUCGACGAGAGCGCCAACGAAUUUUUCGAGGCCGACUAUAUCAUCGUCGUCCGCGAUGACUGCCGGUACUCGAACAGCAAGAGGAGCGAGGAGUGCUGCGGGGCGUGCGAGCGGUUCCCGGAGCCGGAGCCGGGGGCGCUCAGCCCGCCGGAGGGUUACAAGGACAUGGGGCUGUUCAACCGGGACGGGACGCUGCGGGAGCAGGCGUGGUGGGAGGCGGGCGACGUGCUGCUGGUGGGCGAGCGCUCGGGGACGGUGUUCACGCCGCAGCACCUGCAGCUGCUGAGGAAGCUGCAGCGGGAGCGGAUGCUGCGAUCGGCUGUGUGUGCCGACUGCGACGCGCACCCGCCGCACCCGCCGCACCAGCCGCACCAGCCGCAUGAUAACCAGCUGUGCCCCGUGGAUAAAUAA